AUGUUGUUUUCGGCGUUGCCCUUCCUCUUCCCGUCGGCGCUCGCCGCUCAGCCCUCCGCGCCGUCUCCCAUCUCCGCUCCCCUACGAGACCUCGAGUUCGGGCAACUGAAUUUCCUCCAUACCACCGAUACUCAUGGCUGGCUGGCUGGUCACUUGCAGGAGCCAUCCUUCUCGGCGGACUGGGGUGACUAUAUCUCCUUCUCGGAGCGCAUGCGGGAAAAGGUAGAGGCCCAGGGACAAGAUUUGCUGGUCAUCGAUACGGGUGACCGUGUUGAAGGCAAUGGUCUUUAUGAUUCGUCCGAGCCCAAAGGUGUUUAUCUCUCGGAGAUUCUCCGCCAUCAACAUAUCGAUGUGAUCACUUCGGGAAACCAUGAACUAUACAAGCAGAACACUUCGGAGUCCGAACUCUUACGUACCGUGCCUAAUUUCCGGGGCAAAUAUCUCGCCUCGAAUAUUGACAUUUACCAUCCCGAGACGGGCGAGCUGGUCCCGUUGGCCCCACGGUACAAGAAGUUUACUACUAAACAGCAGGGCAUUCGCAUCGUAGCAUUCGGCUUCUUGUUCGAUUUUACCGGAAACUACAAUAACACCGUGGUGCAACGCGUGGGGGAUACAAUCAAAGAGGACUGGUUUCAAGAAGCCAUCCGGGACACGGAAGUCGAUCUCUUCCUAGUGGCCGGACAUGUUCCCGCCCAUUCAUCAGAGUAUCGGGCGAUCUACAAGGAAAUUCGCGGGAUCCAGUGGGACACGCCGAUCCAGUUCUUCGGCGGACAUCAACAUAUCCGUGACUAUGCAAAGUAUGAUUCCAAAGCCGUUGCGCUGGCUAGUGGGCGAUUCAUGGAGACCAUUGGAUUCAUGUCGAUCGAUGGACUUUCUACCACCAAUGGGCCAAGCAAGACAUCGCACCCCACUUUUAACCGGCGCUAUCUUGACAACAACCUCUUUUCAUUCUACCAUCACACGGGACUGGACGCCGAAUCUUUCCCAACUAAAAAGGGCCGCAAGGUCUCUCAGCUGAUCGCCGAGUCGCGGACUGCACUGCAGCUCGACCAAGUCCAUGGCUGCGCGCCCAAGGAUCUCUGGAUGUCAAGAGUCCCGUAUCCAAACCCCAACAGCAUCUAUACCUGGCUGGAGACCAAGGUGCUGGCCGAGACGUUGAAAGACGAAUCUCGGGGCGAGAGACCAUCCGUGGCUAUACUAAACUCCGGUGCUAUCCGCUUCGACAUCUUCAAGGGUGAAUUCACCCAGGACACUACCUGGACCAUCUCCCCAUUCACCAAUGGGUUCCGCUAUGUAAAGGACGUUCCGUACGAGAAGGUCCAACUGAUCAUGGAGAUUCUUAACCAACAGACCAAAAUCUUGUCCACCGUGCAAGACGAGACGGAGCCCUCCUUGCUCCCUCUAGUAUCUCCCGAGCAGCUUGCACGCCCCGAGGAGAUUGUCGUCGAUGACGACGAAAUGUCGGACCAACGGAUCACCUUUGACAUGAGCGGCUCAAGCCAGAUGCCUCUGUCUGCCCCUAACACUGCUGGCAAGAUUCUGCCAGGGUACACAACCAAGGAUGACGCCGGUGAAGAUGGAGAUGAUACGAUUCAUGCGCCAAUCUCAUUCUACAGGGUUCCCAACUGCAUUCAAGCCUUGAUCUCUGCCAAUUCCUCUGGUGUCCCGGAGAAGGUAGAUCUGAUUUACAUUGAGUUUGUGCAACCGUACCUAGCACUGGCUGCCAAGUUUGCUGGUCUUGAGCUCGAUUUCGUCAAGGGGAGUGAUGUGUAUAUGCCGAAUAUCACUUUGACGGAUCUCAUCCUAGAAUGGGUGAGGAAGCACUGGCAGUGCGAGUGA
Penicillium cataractarum is the source of this 1839-nucleotide messenger RNA. Its product is annotated as metallophosphoesterase family protein. The coding region runs from base 1 to 1839 and encodes 612 amino acids. The transcript has 2 exons. The record is from RefSeq and is a predicted model, not a curated record. Gene Ontology annotation, cellular component: cytosol. Gene Ontology annotation, biological process: nucleotide catabolic process. Lineage: Eukaryota; Fungi; Ascomycota; Eurotiomycetes; Eurotiales; Aspergillaceae. Gene Ontology annotation, molecular function: hydrolase activity.